AUGAGUGCUUCCAACAGCAUGCAUUCGAGUCGGCCACAGACGGCAAUACCUGCAGCUGCGCAGCGUCCAACGCAAACUGGUGCACCGUCUUCAACUCUCAUCAGUUCUAUGCGCGAUGCGUUUAUUAAAGACGCAGAAGGUAGAUUUCGCAUGUCCCUUUCGCGACACGCUCCAAAAGCUGCCGAUUCGCAACAAGUUCGUGAUCCAUGCAGAGUCCCCGUCCGCGACAUUGAUGCGAAAGACACCAUGGUGUCUGUUCUCGUGUGCAAUCCUCCCGUCACAUUCAAUGUCCACCGCAAGACCCUCCUGCGCUCGUCCGCGUUCCUCAAGGCCAAGGCCAAACCGGAGUGGUCCAAAGGCGAAGCGGCGGUGGGGAUUCCGAAUCACUCUUCCGAGAUCUUCGGCAUCUACUGCAAAUGGCUCUACUCAGGCUGCAUCGUUGGCUGUAUGGGCUUGCCAAGUGCGACUGUCUGGACUUCGGCUUGGGGUCUGCUGGCGGAUGCCUUCGUUUUGGGUGAGGAGCUCAUGGACACGGAGUUCAAGGAUACCGUCAUGGAUUCGUUCCGGGCGAAAGCUCAAGGCGAACAUGGACGCAGCUUCUGGCUCAGUGCCCCAGAAAUUGUGCACACCAUCUAUGAUGGAACUCCAUCGUCGUCUGCUGCUCGGAAGUUUGUUGUGGACAUCUUCUACAACCACGCCGAGUCUGCCGUCUUGGAUAAGACGGAAGAGUACCCAACCGACUUCCUGCUCGACCUGUGUCGCAAGAGUCUGUCGCGCGCGAACAGGACGCCGAUGGCUGCUCCUGGAGAUGUCUACACUUUGAGCUGCAUCUAUCACGAGCACGGCAAAGACGGAAAAUGCUAUCUCAAUGGCAAUUCAUGA
This is a messenger RNA of Zasmidium cellare ATCC 36951, 882 nucleotides long. RefSeq lists its product as uncharacterized. The record is from RefSeq and is a predicted model, not a curated record. The transcript is spliced from 2 exons. Lineage: Eukaryota; Fungi; Ascomycota; Dothideomycetes; Mycosphaerellales; Mycosphaerellaceae. Bases 1 to 882 code for a protein of 293 amino acids.